Messenger RNA from Rhagoletis zephyria (snowberry fruit fly), 3382 nucleotides. It is a transcript of the gene Men, whose product is annotated as NADP-dependent malic enzyme. Gene Ontology annotation, biological process: malate metabolic process; pyruvate metabolic process. The record is from RefSeq and is a predicted model, not a curated record. Gene Ontology annotation, cellular component: mitochondrion. NCBI's taxonomy places the organism in Eukaryota, Metazoa, Arthropoda, Insecta, Diptera, Tephritidae. Gene Ontology annotation, molecular function: malate dehydrogenase (decarboxylating) (NADP+) activity; NAD binding.
ACUGCUGCAGGUAGCAGCGACGCAAAAAUUGGGUUUCAAGCAGUCUAGCAAUGCUACAUAUUUUCCAAUAUAACUGGUCUAUUCUAAUUGUCAAAAAAAAAAAUACAUAAAUUGCGCUUGUUAUUAAGUGAGAGUGCCUAAAAGGUAAUUAAUCACACAAAAUUUGUCUACAAAAACAAAAAACUAAUUAAAAACAAAUACUUGCUGCUUUCUAAUUCCACCAAAAUAUACUUUUGUGCCUUUGUUCGUUUCAAAUGAAUUUCACUCGCAUUAUUUGCUAAGCAAGUGUUUAACAAAUACUAUACUAAAUCUACGCAACAGCUAAUCCUUGGCAUUGUUUUUAAGUAUUCAAUCCAAGCAAGCACCUGCAUCGGACGUUUAUUCCAGCAAAAAUAUUGCCACAAAAAAGUGCUUGUACUAUUUACUUUGUAGUUACUAAGUUUUCAAGCCAGUUAUCGACCGAAUGCAUUUUAAAUAAAAAAAUAAAAAAUAAAAAAUCAAACUAACAUCCUUUCGUAUGUGUAAGCAUUGCGUGCUUUAAUUUAAUUCGAUAUAGGAACUGUCAAUUAUGGGCAAUUCAAGCUCACUCUGUGCUGAUAGGAAUGCGGUCAGAAGCAGCCUCGGUGGAAAUGGUUCGCCGCUAUACCCAACUGCCAACAAUUCAUAUAACCCUUCCAAUGGCCAGGUAACACCGUACGACCACUGCAACCAGCAGCGACAACAACUACCGCAAUAUUACAAAACCACGAUUCCAGUGAAUGAACAUUGCCAACACCAACAACUGCAACAGCAGCAAAUCGCCGCCGCCACGGCCAACAGCUGUCACUUUGAUGGAGGUAAUGAUGGUAGUGGCGCUGGUGCUGGUGCUUGUGCUGGUGCCGGCGGCGGUGGAGCUUUCGCGCAAUCAGCUGUUGGUGGCGCUCAGCUGACUACUACUACUACCAGCAACAACAUCCAUGCCUCCAUUGGUGACGCAAUGAAUGUCAAGCACUGUGCAAUCGGAAUCCCCAUGUCAGCUCAGUAUUGUUGCCACGCCACCGACAAUCCAAACACUCACAGCUCCACGCGAGCACGGCAUGCUCACGAAAAUAUGAGUAGUAGUCAAGUGAGCAAUAAUCAUACGACUACACUAACAACAACGACAACAACUGUCGAAUACGAGUUGUCAAAUGGCAUAGCAAAAUUGAGUAAAAUCAGUACGAGUCGAGUCGCCGCCGAACAGUCAUCGUUGUCGUCUCAAUUGUCACAGAGUCAGCUAAAAUUUGCAGUUGAAAAGGAAAAAGAAGUCAAUAAUUUGACGGUAAAUACCAGCGAACAGGAUCAAUAUCUAUUGCCACCACUAUUAUCCACUAAGGCGUUAAAGGAAUUAAGUUCCAACAUAGACGUUUUGAAUAGCUACAAUCAAAGCAAUAAGCAUUUAUUAACCAGUUUACAAAAGCAACAGCUAAGAAAUUACAGCAAAAUGAGUGAUAUUUCGGAAAGAACACCAAAUGUGGUAUUAGCCGACGAUGCGGAAGUGCCCGGAGAAGUGAGUGGACUGGAACGCCUGCGUAACAAAAAAUACAGCAAGGGCCUAUCAUUUACCGUUGAAGAACGCCAAAUACUGGGCAUUCAAGGCCUAUUACCCGCUGUAGUUAAAACCGAGGAUGAACAAGUACAACACGCACUCAUCUUGCUCGAACGCCUCGAAAAUGAUUUGGACAAAUAUAUAUAUCUCUCCGGCUUGGCCGAACGCAAUGAGCGUCUGUUCUAUAAAGUGCUGGGCACUGAUAUUGCCAAAAUGAUGCCACUGGUGUAUACGCCCACUGUGGGCUUGGCUUGCCAAAAGUUCAGCUUGAUUUUCCAAUAUCCAAAGGGUCUCUACAUCACCAUCAAAGAUAAAGGACACGUCUAUGAUGUGCUCAAGAAUUGGCCCGAAAAAGAUAUCCGCGCCAUUGUCGUCACAGACGGUGAGCGUAUUUUGGGUCUUGGAGAUUUAGGCGCCAACGGUAUGGGCAUCCCGGUUGGAAAGCUAUCUCUGUAUACCGCUUUAGCUGGUGUAAAACCACAUCAAUGCCUGCCCAUUACUUUGGAUGUCGGCACCAAUACACAAAGCAUCUUGGAUGAUCCCUUGUACAUUGGACUGCGCCAGAAGCGUAUAACUGGACAAGAAUAUGAUGCCUUCGUUGAAGAGUUCAUGCAGGCCGUUGUACGUCGUUAUGGCCGCAAAUGUCUCAUUCAGUUCGAAGAUUUCGGUAACAGUAAUGCAUUCCGCCUUUUGGAAAAGUAUCGCGAUAAUUAUUGCACAUUCAACGAUGAUAUUCAAGGCACUGCCUCAGUUGCGGUGGCUGGUGUUUUCGCCUCUUUGAGACUGACCAAUACCUCGAUUAAGGAAAAUAAAAUUUUAUUCUUCGGCGCUGGAGAAGCCGCUUUGGGUAUUGCUAAUCUUUGUAAAAUCGCCAUGAUACGAACGGGGCUGUCCGAAGAGGAAGCGGUGGAACGCAUUUGGUUAGUUGAUAGCCGUGGCUUGGUUGUAAAAAAUCGUCCAAGCGGUGGUUUGACUGAACACAAAUUACACUUUGCUCACCAACAUGCACCUAUCGACAAUCUUUUGGAUGCCGUUAAAGCUGUCAAACCGACAAUGUUGAUCGGUGCUGCAGCUCAGGGAGGUGCUUUCACACCAGAAAUUCUUAGCUUAAUGGCCGAAUUAAAUGAAAAACCUGUCGUAUUUGCUUUAUCCAAUCCCACCAGCAAAGCUGAGUGCACAGCCGAACAGGCGUAUCAAAACACAGAUGGCAGAGUUAUUUUCGCAUCCGGCUCACCUUUCGCACCUGUUACGUAUAAAGGCAAAACCUACCAUCCAGGUCAAGGCAACAAUUCGUAUAUUUUCCCUGGCAUAGGCUUAGGUGUUAUUGCCGCCAGCAUCAAAACCAUUCCCGAAGAGAUAUUCCUAAUGGCCGCACAGAAAUUGGCCAGCUUAGUGCAAGACGAAGAUCUGGCAAUAGGUAGCCUUUAUCCACCACUGGAAAAAAUCACUCAAUGCUCAAUUGAAAUUGCUGUUGUGAUUGUCGAAUACGCCUACAAAGAGGGAUUGGCCACUGUAUAUCCAGAGCCGGAGAAUAUUAGUGAAUUUAUUAAGUCUCAGAUGUACAAAGUAGACUAUACCCCCGCUGUUCCCGAAGUCUACUCGUGGUGUAAUAAAUUGUAAAUAUAAAUAUUUCGAAGCAAAAUGUUCCGCAAAAGAAGUGAACAACUGUGAACUGAACACGGCGAAAAGAGUAGUGUAUUGUACGCCCAAAUUACUGUAUAGCAUCGUAUCCAUGAAAAUAUUUUCAAAAUCUUAAUGUGUAUAUUAACACCUAAUCAUAAACAUAAAAUAAAAACACAUAAAUUCAAAAUAUAA